CUGAAGAAAUGGCAAGAACCAAGCAGACUGCUCGUAAAUCCACUGGAGGCAAAGCUCCCAGGAAGCAGCUGGCCACCAAGGCUGCCCGCAAAAGCGCCCCGGCCACCGGCGGCGUGAAGAAGCCUCACCGCUACAGGCCCGGUACUGUAGCUCUCCGAGAGAUCCGUCGCUACCAGAAAUCCACGGAGCUGCUCAUCCGGAAGCUGCCCUUCCAGCGCCUGGUCAGAGAAAUCGCUCAGGACUUCAAGACCGACCUGCGUUUCCAGAGCUCUGCUGUCAUGGCUCUGCAGGAGGCCAGCGAGGCUUACCUGGUCGGUCUCUUCGAGGACACCAACCUGUGCGCCAUCCACGCCAAGAGGGUCACCAUCAUGCCCAAAGACAUCCAGCUGGCCCGCCGCAUCCGUGGAGAGAGAGCAUAA
Molecule: messenger RNA, 419 nt
Organism: Melanotaenia boesemani (Boeseman's rainbowfish)
Lineage: Eukaryota; Metazoa; Chordata; Actinopteri; Atheriniformes; Melanotaeniidae
Product: histone H3
Exons: 1
Coding region: 9-419 (136 amino acids)
Cellular component (GO): nucleosome
Molecular function (GO): DNA binding; structural constituent of chromatin; protein heterodimerization activity
Source: RefSeq, a predicted model, not a curated record